AUGUUACCUUGUUACUCUGUUACCUUGUUACCUUGUUACCUUGUUACCUUGUUACUCUGUUACCUUGUUACCUUGUUACUCUGUUACCUUGUUACUCUGUUAACUUGUUACCUUGUUACUCUGUUACCUUGUUACCUUGUUACUCUGUUACCUUGUUACCUUGUUACUCUGUUACCUUGUUACCUUAUUACUCUGUUACCUUGUUACCUUGUUACUCUGUUACCUUGUUACCUUGUUGCUCUGUUACCUUGUUACCUUGUUACUCUGUUACCUUGUUACCUUGUUACCUUGUCACCUUGUUACUCUGUUACCUUGUUACUCUGUUUACCUUGUUACUCUGUUACCUUGUUACCUUGUUACCUUGUUACUCUGUUACCUUGUUACCUUAUUACUCUGUUACCUUGUUAUCGUGUCACUCUGUUACCUUGUUACCUUGUUACCUUGUUACUCUGUUACCUUGUUACCUUGUUACCUUGUUACCUUGUUACCCUGUUACCUUGUUACCUUGUUACCUUGUCACCUUGUUACUCUGUUACCUUGUUACUCUGUUAUCUUGUUACCUUGUUACUCCGUUACCUUGUUACCCUGUUGCUCUGUUACCUUGUAACCUUGUUACCCUGUUACCUUGUUACCUUGUUACCUUGUCACCUUGUUACUCUGUUACCUUGUUACUCUGUUACCUUGUUACCUUGUUACUCCGUUACCUUGUUACCUUGUUACUCUGUUACCUUGUUACCUUGUUACUCUGUUACCUUGUUGUUACCUUGUUACCUUUUUACCUUGUUACCUUUUUACCUUGUUACUCUGUUACCUUGUUACCUUGUUACCUUGUUACCUUGUUACUCUGUUGCCUUGUAACCUUGUUACUCUGUUACUUUGUUACCUUGUUACUCUGUUACCUUGUUAGCUUGUCACUCUGUUACCUUGUUACCUUGUUACCUUGUUACUCUGUUACCUUGUUACCUUUUUACCUUGUUACUCUGUUACCUUGUUACCUUGUUACUCUGUUACCUUAUUACUUUGUUUCCUUGUUACCAUGUUACCUUGUUACCUUGUUACCUUGUUACCUUGUUACCUUGUUACCUUGUUACCUUGUUACAUUGUUACUUUGUUAUCUUGUUAUCCUGUUACCUUAUUAGCCUGUUACCUUGUUACCUUAUUUCCCUGUUACCUUGUUACUAUGUUACCGUGUUACCUUAUUUCUCUGUUGCCUAACCUGAGAUCAGGCGUUUUUUUUCAUUAUUUUUUCUUUGUUUGCUUCUUUGCUUCUUUGCCUCGAGGGGAAAAAAAUAACGCCUGAUACAUUUAUUUAACAAGCCGUCAACCGCCUCCUAAUUUACAUAGUCUAACGUCUGCUUGACCUGUCAUGUUAUUAGCCAAUCAGCGUUUACAAGACGGGAAUCAAAUUUUGGCGCGAAUAAUAUAAUGUCUCUUUUGAAAUCAGUUUUAGGGAAAAGAGUUCAGAUGGCGCUUCCUAAAAAAAAUUUUUAAAUGUGUUGUUUUUCUGAUGAAAUACUGCUUGCUGAAGUUGCCGUACCUUCAACAGCUACAAAUAAUAAAGAAUUUACUGGCAAAAGCUCGUUGACUUCGUUCUGUGCUGAAAGCAGUGAAAAAAAAUUAGGCUGAAGCACUAUAUUUCACGAACUGAAAAGUGUUGUGAAAGCGACGAUCGCUCAGAAUAAAUCGCAGGCUUCUGAAGGAGGAAUUACAGUCAAACCUGGUCAAGAUUCCAUUCAUGAAUUGAUUAUUUAAAAAGUGAACCCGUUUGUCGCCUCUGUAUCUUGUAGCCGGUAUCAAAUUGCAUUCAAAUGAUCGGUGAAUUUUUGACUGCAACUUUUUAGUAUACGAUGAGAUGGAAAAUAUUUCAAUGGAUGAAAUUUCUAUUUAGGCAUUCUUCAAAUUCAAAAAAACUGAGCCGGCAGAAAUUUCAAAACGAACCCGCGUGUGUAUUCACUGCUCAUUUCGCAAGCAAAAAUGCAGACUGAAAUCCACAACAACUAACGGAUGUCGGCAUUUUGGCCAAUCGGAACAGCGCAAAUCAUCCAUAUUGUUUCCUAUCCAAUCAGAAAAAAGUCCAGAUUCUGGCUUUUUUACAUGUGAUCCGACAAAGAAAUGUAUCAUGCCCUCUUCCCGUGAGAGACAUAAAGGGAUAAUAGGGAGAGGGCAUGAUCUCAGGCUAUCUGUUGCCUUGUUACCUUGCUACUCUGUUAUCUUGUUGCCGUGUUACUCUGUUACCUUGUUACCGUGUUACUCUGUUACCUUGUUCCCUUGUUACUUUGUUAAUCUGUUAGUCUGUUACCUUGUUACUCUGUUUUCUUGUUACUUUGUUUUACCUCGUUAG
This is a messenger RNA of Porites lobata, 2341 nucleotides long. Lineage: Eukaryota; Metazoa; Cnidaria; Anthozoa; Scleractinia; Poritidae. The record is from the annotation of a GenBank genome assembly.